UGUGAGACUCGGUAGGAGCGGCCGAGCCAACCUCCCCAAGCUCGUGAGGGCUUUCCCUGCGCUAGUCUUUAGCUAGAGGUGCUAGAGAACAGGCGGAAGAGGGCACGUGCUGCGUAGACUGCCCCAGAAUCCCCUGCAGCCUCUGGGAGAGACUGCGGGAGCAGGAGGCCGCGGCGAGUCCGGUGCCGGGGCGCAGGCCGAGCCGCUGUGGAUCAUGGCUCAGCUUCGAGCAGGAGCGCGCAGCGGGGCCCACACACGUAGCACCCCCGUAACAUGCAGCAGCCUCCCCGGAGGAGCCGGGACUUUGCAGCGGCGGGCGACUGCAGCUCGCAAGAAGCUGUGAGGGAAGUGCGCUGCGGCGGGCGGAGAGCGGGGCGCGGCGGACGGAGAGCGGGGCCCGGCGCCCUGGCCGAGUCCGAUCGGCCUGGGAAGCUUCCGGCGGCCCCGGGCCGUUCCGGCGACAUGUUGUCCCGAAAGAAGACGAAGAACGAAGUGUCCAAACCGGCCGAGGUGCAGGGGAAGUACGUGAAGAAGGAGACGUCGCCGCUGCUGCGGAAUCUUAUGCCUUCAUUCAUCCGUCAUGGUCCAACGAUUCCAAGACGAACUGAUAUCUGUCUUCCAGAUUCAAGCACUCAUGCCUUUUCAGCUACUGGGGAAGGAGUGGUUUCCAGAAAUCAGAGUUUUCUUAGAACUCCAAUUCAGAGGCCACCUCAUGAAAUCAUGAGGAGAGAAAGCAACAGACUAUCUGCACCUUCCUACCUUGCAAGGAGUUUAGCAGAUGUCCCUCGGGAAUAUGGUUCUUCUUCUCAGGGUUUUUUAAUGGAGGCCAAUGCUGCUGUUGAAAAUGGUGACACUAGUUCCUCUUAUUAUUAUUUGGAUAAUGUUUUCAAUGGUCAGAGGAGGCAAUCGCCUGGAGAUCGUGUACAUGAAGACUACAGAUAUGAAUACAGCAAUGAUCUCUUCCAAAGAAUUCCACACAGUCAGGGGAGGCAUGUGUCAGCCAUUGGGAAGGUUGUUGCUACAUCUUUAGGGAAUUUAAACCACAGUUCUGAAGAUGUACCCCUUCCUCCUGGCUGGUCUGUCGACUGGACAAUCAGAGGAAGAAAGUACUACAUAGAUCAUAACACAAACACAACUCAUUGGAGCCAUCCUCUUGAACGAGAGGGACUUCCUCCAGGAUGGGAGCGAGUUGAGUCAUCAGAAUUUGGAGUAUAUUAUGUAGAUCAUCUAAAUAAGAGAGCACAGUAUAAACAUCCAUGUGCUCCUAGUGUACCCCGGUAUGAUCAGCCUCCUCCUGUAACAUAUCAACCCCAACAAGCUGAAAGAAGCCAAUCCCUUCUGGUACCUGCAAAUCCAUACCAUUCAGCAGAAAUCCCUGACUGGCUUCAGGUUUAUGCUCGGGCUCCUAUGAAGUAUGACCAUAUUCUGAAAUGGGAACUCUUCCAGCUUGCUGAUCUUGAUACAUACCAGGGAAUGCUAAAGCUGCUCUUCAUGAAAGAACUGGAACGUAUUGUUAAAUUAUAUGAAGCAUACAGAGAAGCUCUUCUCACAGAGUUAGAAAACCGCAAACAGAGACAGCAGUGGUAUGCCCAGCAACAUGGCAAAAAUUUUUAAGCUAAUUUUUAAUGAAAAUUUGUGAAGUUUUAUAAUGACUUUGAAAUAUUUUUACUUUUUUAAAAACUGUUUUGGCUAAGAAAAGCAGCUUUCAUUUUGUUGAUAUUGCACUAUUGAAUGUAAUUCUACAUGUAUUUGGUUUAUAGAAUAAAAAACUCCUUUUAUUGAUUAAAAAAAUAAAGUUAGCUUAUUCCCUUGAGAGCCAGGUAUUGUUGAGAUUACUUGAUUUCAACAUUACCUUCUAAAAAUUGCAUUGUUUAGGAAACUGCCUUAUGAAUUUUAUAAAUAAAGACAUGUAAUGAGGCACACUGUCACUACCAGACAACUAUUACUAAACACAAAAUCAUCAUUUGGUAGUCUCUUAGGGCUGAGAAACACCUAUGGAAAAAUCAAGUCUGACACACCCAUAUGUUUGUGUGUGUAUAUGUGUGUGCUUGCACAUGCACAUGCAUACUUAGAUGUUUAUGGCUUUCUUUAUGUAUUAAACUGAAAUUAUAUGGAUAAUUAAAAUACUGUGUAAUAGUACAAAACAUGUUGGAAUGGGGGAAUCGCUUAUAACUUUCACAUAAUGAACUUUUCAUUUUGACUUUUAAGAACUUCAAGAAAGCUUUAUUUAAAGAUGUUUUCAGUUCACUUCCAAAAACAUUCUUUAGCAUAAGAGGGAGAGGCACUUGGAUCAGUCUCACAGUACUAAGUGUCCUGAGGCACAAGCCUACCUCUGGGAGACAGUGUACACAGAUAGGAAAGAGGACCCGAAUAAGAAUCCUGUCUUUGCAAUUUGCCACCUGUGUGACCUUGGUCAUGACAUCUGACUUCUCUGAACGUCAGUUCCACAUUUAUGAAAUGACUGGCUUGAACUCUUAAGGCCCAUGACUUUUACUGAUCUUAGUACAAUGUUGGAGAAACACAACAUAGCUUAAUGUAGUCAUUGUGGUCUUUUUUUGUAGACUGAUAUCCUGACAUGUUGACAGGUUGCUUUAAGUUGUAAAGAUCAGGGAUUCAGCAAGAAAAAAUUUUUUUUCAAAAUGAUUUGACAUUUUUCCAUGUUGUAAGAGGUUUUUUGGUUUUUUUUUUGUAAAGCUUUUAGGUUGUAUAACUACUCUUCUGAGUUAUUUUUCAUUGGUUCCGUAAGUUGUCUAAAUGUUUGGGAUCUAGUUUAGUGCAAUACUUUAGAAGGAUUUCAUGUAACAUUUCCUUAUAAAUCCCAAGAAGUCAAUAAAUUUCAAAUUUUUGUUUUUUUCA
This is a messenger RNA of Phascolarctos cinereus (koala), 2856 nucleotides long. It is a transcript of the gene SAV1, whose product is annotated as salvador family WW domain containing protein 1. Lineage: Eukaryota; Metazoa; Chordata; Mammalia; Diprotodontia; Phascolarctidae. Gene Ontology annotation, biological process: apoptotic process; positive regulation of apoptotic process; negative regulation of cell population proliferation. The record is from RefSeq and is a predicted model, not a curated record. Gene Ontology annotation, molecular function: protein binding; molecular adaptor activity. Gene Ontology annotation, cellular component: cytosol.